Messenger RNA from Raphanus sativus (radish), 1357 nucleotides. RefSeq names its product CBL-interacting serine/threonine-protein kinase 23-like. Gene Ontology annotation, molecular function: protein kinase activity; ATP binding. The transcript has 9 exons. The record is from RefSeq and is a predicted model, not a curated record. The coding region runs from base 227 to 1342 and encodes 371 amino acids. Lineage: Eukaryota; Viridiplantae; Streptophyta; Magnoliopsida; Brassicales; Brassicaceae. Gene Ontology annotation, biological process: signal transduction; protein phosphorylation.
AAACUUAAUUAAAUACCUUCCUCGGACUAAUCAGAAAGUUCCCCUCCUUCUCAGCUCUCUUUCUCUCUCUCCAUCUGGCGAUUUUUUUCAUAUCAAUCGGCUUCGUUUUUUAUUUUCUUGAAUUUUUAAAUUCGUAACUCCGUACUGAUCUCAUCUCUUCUUCGAAUAUUCUUCGUUCGAUUUGAAUAUUCUCCUCCGUUUCCCGGGAUUCUCAACGGUCUUACAGAUGGCUUCUCGAGCAACUCCUUCGCGAUCGGCGCCGUCAUAUACAGCUAGUAGUAGUAGUAGUAGUAGUUCGAGUGGUGUUAGCAGGACACGUGUGGGUAACUACGAGCUGGGUAGAACUUUGGGGGAAGGCACCUUCGCGAAAGUCAAGUUUGCUAGGAACGUUGUCAACGGACAGAACGUCGCCAUUAAGAUUAUCGAUAAAGAGAAAGUUAUGAGAAACAAGAUGGUCGCUCAGAUCAAGCGUGAGAUCUCGACGAUGAAGCUCAUCAAGCACCCCAAUGUGAUCCGUAUGCUUGAGGUGAUGGCUAGCAAAACUAAGAUCUACUUUGUUUUGGAGUUCGUUACUGGUGGAGAGCUUUUCGAUAAAAUUGCAAGCAAGGGGAGGUUGAAGGAAGAUGGUGCUAGGAAGUACUUCCAACAGCUUAUUAAUGCCGUCGACUAUUGCCAUAGCAGAGGAGUUUAUCAUAGAGACCUCAAGCCAGAGAAUUUGCUUUUGGAUGCAAAUGGGACUCUGAAAGUCUCUGAUUUUGGAUUGAGUGCUCUACCUCAGCAAGUCCGAGAGGAUGGUUUACUUCACACAACAUGUGGAACACCCAAUUAUGUUGCUCCAGAGAUAAUCAAUAACAAAGGUUACGAUGGAGCCAAAGCUGAUUUGUGGUCUUGUGGUGUCAUUCUCUUUGUCUUAAUGGCUGGAUAUUUGCCUUUCGAAGAUUCUAACUUGGCUUCCUUAUAUAAAAAGAUAUUCAAAGCCGAAUUUACCUGCCCUAACUGGUUCUCUGCAAGUGCCAAAAAGCUAAUCAAAAGAAUUCUGGAUCCCAAUCCAGCAACGAGGAUUACAUUUGCUGAAGUAAUUGAAAACGAGUGGUUUAAUAAAGGGUAUAAAGCACCCAAAUAUGAAAAUGCAAAUGUCAGCCUUGAUGAUGUUGAUGCCAUUUUUGAUGAAUCAGGGGAGUCCGAGAACCUUGUUGUGGAGAGGCGGGAGGAAGGACUUAGAACACCAGUAGCUAUGAAUGCUUUUGAGCUCAUCUCAAAAUCCAAAGGUCUCAAUCUCGGUUCACUUUUCGAAAAGCAAAUGGUACACCGCUUUCUUUUUCUUCGUUCUUCCAUGCUUUAACGAAGCAGCGACGGG